Ornithodoros turicata is the source of this 2294-nucleotide messenger RNA. RefSeq names its product leukotriene A-4 hydrolase-like. NCBI's taxonomy places the organism in Eukaryota, Metazoa, Arthropoda, Arachnida, Ixodida, Argasidae. The transcript is spliced from 17 exons. Bases 376 to 2223 code for a protein of 615 amino acids. Gene Ontology annotation, cellular component: cytosol. Gene Ontology annotation, molecular function: epoxide hydrolase activity; aminopeptidase activity; metallopeptidase activity. Gene Ontology annotation, biological process: peptide catabolic process; proteolysis. The record is from RefSeq and is a predicted model, not a curated record.
UUUGUGUCACCCCUGUGCCCUGUGCCACACCGCCACACGCACAGGAUUACUGCUCCCGCUAUCCUGUUGGGCAUGACGUCAUCCUCGUAUGCCCGUGUUGGAGUUCCCGGUAACUUUGCAGCAGUUUGUUAUUGCUGCUGCAUGCACGUGUCUUUCGAGGUGCCAUCUACCCCAUCUAUCUUAGAAUAGUCACUGCAACCAGAAGGGAAAACCAGGUGCAACCAGAGAAACGGGAAAGUUUGUCCCCAUGAUUCGUUCAGUCUGUGUUCAUUCACGAACAACACAUCACUAAGCCGCUCGGUCGUUGCCCCAUCCCAGCAAGUAACGCGCAGCUGCCUGACACGCCUUUUAAAAUCAGUCGAAUACGUGUUUGCGAUGGCACAGGUGGGCUUAACUGAGAAUGAUCCAAAUUCCUACGCGAGGCCCGACUUAUGUGCAGUUGACCACGUCCACCUCGAAGUUGAAGUCGAUUUCAACAGAAAAGUGCUCGCCGGUUUUGUGGACCUUACUUUCACCAGGAAGUUGUCAGAGGCCAAGUCACUGGUACUAGACACUCAAAACCUGUCUAUUAACGAAGUGACUCACGUCAGCUCAUCAAAGAAACUUCCUUACGACUCAUCGAUCAACGAUAAGAUUUUCGGGACCAAACUAGAAAUUACUUUACCGGACACGGAAGUUGGCAAGUCAGAUGUUGUACGUGUUCACUACGAAACAUCUCCAGAGUCUAGUGCCCUGCAAUGGCUAAGUCCAGAGCAAACAGCAGGAGGCAAGCAUCCUUACCUAUAUAAUCAUUGUGAGCCUAUUCAUGCCCGUGCUUUGCUACCAUGCCAGGAUACACCGAGUGUGAAGGCACCAUACAGUGCAUCCAUUCGAGCUCCACAGGAGCUCACCGUCCUAAUGAGUGCUAUCAGGGAAGAAGCAAAGGACUCUGGUGAUGGAAGGACAAAAGUGACACACUUCAACCAAAAAAUACCAAUCCCAAUUUACCUAAUUGCCCUUGUGGUAGGUGACUUGGAAAAAAGGCAGCUGGGGCCGAGAAGUCACGUGUGGGCUGAGAAGGAGUACGUUGACCUCGCUACCAUUGACUUCGCUGACACAGAAAAAAUGCUUCAGGUGGCUGAGGAUUUAGCGGGCCCUUACGUCUGGGGUAUUUAUGACCUGUUGGUGCUGCCCCCUUCAUUUCCAUACGGGGGCAUGGAAAACCCCUGCGUGACGUUUGUCACGCCUACGCUUCUUGCGGGUGACAAAUCCUUAGCCAGUGUGAUUGCACACGAGAUUUCACAUAGCUGGACUGGAAAUCUGGUCACCAAUAGCACAUUUGAACAUUUCUGGUUGAAUGAAGGCUUCACCAUGUUCUUGGAGCGUAAAAUUCUAGCCAGGCUGUGUGGGAAGGAACAUCGAGAAUUUGCGGCCAGUGGUGGCAUGAAGGAUCUGCGUUACACUGUGGACACAAUGGGAGCAGACAAUCCACUCACAAGUUUAGUUCCUUGUCUGAAAGGAGUUCACCCAGAUGAUGCAUUCUCUACAGUGCCCUAUGAGAAAGGACACACUUUUCUCUACUACUUGGAGCAGAAGCUUGGUGGGCCAGAAUUAUUUGACCCAUUCUUGAAGUCUUACGUGGAACACUUCAAGCACCAGUCCAUCAACACCAACCAGUGGAAGGACUACCUCUUUGAAUACUUUCAUGACAAGGUGGAUGUCCUGAAAGAGGUUGACUGGGAUACAUGGUUGUAUGCACCAGGCCUACCCCCCGUUAUACCAGAGUAUCGCAGCAAACUCGCAGAGCCAUGUGAGGUUUUGUGUAAGAAAUGGGCUGACGAAACUGCAGAUAUUUCAACGUGUGCGUGUUCUGACAUAGAAAACUUCUGUCCGGUACAGCUACAAGAGUUUCUAGCCUUGCUCCUUGAGAAGAAGCCGCUGAGCAGUGAAAGAUUCCUCCAACUGACAAAGCUAUAUAACCUUGAACAGAUGAACAAUUCUGAAAUCAGAUUUUGUUGGCUGCGACUGGGUCUCCUAGCAAAAUGUGAAGACGUGAUUCCCCACGUCAUCAAGUUCCUCGAAAAAAUAGGCAGGAUGAAGUUUGUGGUGCCUCUGUUCAGAGAUCUAUACAACUGGGAAGAAAAGCGGGCAACAGCUAUAAACCUCUUUGAAAGAUUGCAACCCCGAAUGAUGCACGUCUUGAAAUACACGAUCAGCAAAGAUCUCCACGUAGAAUUAACAUAGACUGAGGCAUUACAUUUUCAUUUUUAUACCACAAUAAAAAGAAUUGCAACAUAAUGAACAAAGCCACACAA